GUGGAAGUUCACACACAGCUGCGCAGAAGUAGGACCUCAGACGAAAGAGCUGCUUUUAAAGUGGAGUUAACAAGAGUAAUUAAAAAUGGGUCUUACUCUUCUCCUGUCAGUUGUUUUUCUCUCAGUGACACACGCCGACAUCAAUGGGCCGAGCGUGGCAUCUGGAACCGUGGGAGACAGCGUGAAAAUCACAUGCAAAUUCCACACGCAUUUCAGCAGCGAACAGAAGUACUGGUGCAAAGGAUACUAUCGACGAAGCUGUGUGAUUUUAGUUCAAACACAGGGCCCUGAGAGGAAAAGCAGAGAUGGCAGAAUAACGAUAACAGCUGAUAAUACAAAAGGAGAACUUACAAUCCGAAUGGGGAGUCUAACAAAAGCCGACAAGGGCUGGUAUUGGUGUGGAAUAGAAAGGUAUCACCUUUUGGACCCAUUAUAUCCUGUGGAGCUUAAUGUUCGUGAAGGUAAAAAGCUACUUCCUUUGGACAAAGAAAGACUAAGGUUUUUCUUAAUAAUCGGACUAGUCUUCGGAAUAUUAACGAUUAUGUUUAUCGGACUCCUGUUCCUGGUUAUCAGAAAAAUUAGAAAGAACAAAAAUAAUGGUGCGAGUGAACGUGUGGAUGGCUGUAAAGUGGAAUUUAAAGGAAUGCAGGAGAUUGAAGGUGAAGGGACAGAUAAGAAGGAAGGCGACUCAGCAAUAGAGAACUCUGUCCCGAAGUCAAACUCUAUGUUGGCCAAAGAGAUGGAAGCCGGAGUUACCUACGCCACCGUGGCAAUCCAGCAGAGCAACAACCACCAGGAAGACUCCGCCAUGUAUGAUAACGUCAACCCUUCCAAGAUUCAAGAAGAGAAAAAGCCGCCGGUUACCGAGCCUCCAAACGCAGAACCGAUAGAGUAUUCGACAAUUGCAUUCAAAAAGUAAAAUUCUUCCCAUGAUGUUCGAGCCGUUCUUUGCAGAACAACAUCCCUCCAAGUCAUAACUUAUUCCAUUUGGACACACGUGUCAUUUUGCACCUUGUGUUCAUCCACAGGUUAUAAUCCCACGUUAAAAACUGCUGGAAGAACUCAGCAAGCCAGCAACAUCUGUGAACGCAAAGGGAUGGCCGAUGUCUCUGAGCCAAAACAUCGACCAUGACUUUGUUUCUGCAGAUGUUGCUUGGCUCAUUUAUUUCUUCCAGGGGUUUUUUUUUUUGCUAAGGGGAAGUCAAAUGGAUCUCGGUUCUUUUCUUCACACAAAAUGAAAUGGAAAUAUGGGAUUUCCUCUCUCAAAUGUUUGCUGAGGUGCGCAUGGGCGUAGGGGAGGGAGGACAAUUGAAAAGUUUGCUAGGCUGGGGAAUCUGAUCUUCACCACCCAAGAUACUUCUAGAUACAAAUCAGCCACGAUCCAAUUGAACUGUAGAAGAGGCUCAAGGGGCCGAAUAGCUGUCUCUUCUAACCUAACCUGCCCAUUUAACCUAAGAUGUGACAUUUUAGUCAACUUCACUAAUAUCCUACUUAACUACACAGUCAUUCCCCAGCAAAAGAAAAAGUUUUAGACUUUAGAAAUACAGCGCAGAAACUGGCCCUUCGGCCCACCGAGUCCGUGCCGACCCGUACA
Molecule: messenger RNA, 1594 nt
Organism: Amblyraja radiata (thorny skate)
Lineage: Eukaryota; Metazoa; Chordata; Chondrichthyes; Rajiformes; Rajidae
Product: CMRF35-like molecule 1
Exons: 7
Coding region: 86-919 (277 amino acids)
Cellular component (GO): plasma membrane
Molecular function (GO): transmembrane signaling receptor activity
Source: RefSeq, a predicted model, not a curated record